CCAAGAAGCCUCAGCAAUUACACUUGCCAAAGCGGUUUCAUUUGGCCAACAGGCUUCGCUUUCAAUAUUCACGAUCCUAAAUGCGAACUCACCUAUUUCGCUAACGGGUUUCGAGCAUCUGUCGCUCGGCGUGUUGGGAUUGGGAAUUUCUUUAACUUCUGAGCGCCAGGCAGCAGUUUUUCCUGUUGUACCGGCGUUUUCAGCGCAUCCACGCAGCGGAUUUACAAAGCUACAUUGCGCGGAGCCCGAGAUAAGAUUCAGCACCACGGACAGAGACUGAACACCCAGGGGAUCCUGGACUGCGACCCACCGACAACUGGAGUCAUCGAGCCCAGCUAGAGCAAGGGAGAAUGCAGCUUAAAGCAGCCAGUGACUGUGGACGAUAUUCUUUUUCUACACAGCAAACUUCAAAGCAAGGCCUACAUAUCAGCUUUGGAGAAGCAGGCACGUGGCACAAGGAAGGAUGGAUCUUCAGCCCAGAGGAAGAGCUUCCCUACAGGGAAGCCAGCAUCAGACGCAAGGCCUCAUGGGCCGUUGACCUGCUGUCUCCUUGAUUUAUGGCGACUGGGGGCUUCUGGCCACUGCCUACUCCUCUCCCUUCUCUCCUCCAUUUCCUUCCUCACACACUGCAGGACCACAAGACGCCACACACACUGCGCAAUCGGCUCUAUGAGUAUCGGAAGAGGGAUUUCUUAUCCAUGCAAAACUGCCAAACACACCUAUCUACAUUUUCUGAUACCGUCUCGUCGAAAAAUAAACACCUCCAUAAACAUUACAACACUGCAGCACCUUGUCCCAUGAUACCAUCACAGGUCAAUGAAGGCAAGCCAGCUGUAGGAGCAUCCCUCAUUUGACUGUGUGCGGAUUACAAUCAGUCAUGGUGAGUUGGGUGUAGAGCCCUUUGCUGUAACUGCUGCUGGGAGGCUGGGCUGGAUCAAUGGAAGUGCGCUGACUGACAAGAGUAGGCUCCUGUUUUCAAUUGGCCUGAGAGGAUUCAACAGCCAGCAUCUCUUCACACAAAACUCUCCCUUCAAAAGGAAACCAUUCUCUAUGGAAAACUUUGCCACUCAUUAAAAGUGGUGUUUUAUCUUUACCCCUGCUUUUAGGACAUUUGCUUUAGUCAGAGCACCUUAAAUCCCUCUAUUUUCCAGCCUUUUAGGCUUGGAGGCCCACAGUGCGCCUCAACUUCUACUUUAAUUUUUUACUUUUGAAUAUUGCAGAUUUAAAGGGAGUGCCAAUUAGUGCCCUCAUCAUGGUUUUGCCACCCCCAGAUAAACGCCACGUGUGCCUGACAACCAUUGUCAUCAUGACGAGCAUGGCCUUCAUGGAUGCCUACCUGGUUGAACAAAACCAGGGUCCCAGGAAGAUUGGUGUGUGCAUUAUAGUGUUGGUAGGGGACGUUUGCUUCCUCAUUGUGCUACGUUAUGUAGCGGUGUGGGUUGGGGCCGAGGUGCGCACGGCCCGACGUGGAUAUGCCAUGAUCUUGUGGUUUCUCUACAUCUUUGUCCUUGAGAUAAAACUCUACUUUGUCUUCCAGAAUUGCAAGGCUGACAGGAAGAGUCUUGAAACAGUGGCACGAAAAGCUUUGACUUUGCUGUUAUCCGUGUGUGUGCCAGGUUUGUAUUUGGUUCUUGUGGCUUUGGAUAGCAUGGAAUAUGUGAGAACUUUCCGGAAAAAGGAGGACAUGAGAAGUCGACUAUUCUGGGUUGCUCUGGACCUGCUAGAUCUGCUCGACAUCCAAGCCAAUCUGUGGGAGCCCCAGCGGACAGGUCUGCCCAUAUGGGCUGAAGGCCUGAUGUUCUUCUACUGCUACAUUCUGCUGCUCAUCCUGCCCUGCGUGUCCCUCAGCGAGAUCAGCAUGCAGGGUGAGCACAUGUCGCCCCAGAAGAUGAUGCUGUACCCGGUCCUCAGCCUAGUCACAAUAAAUGUGGUCACCAUCCUCAUACGUGGAGUCAACAUGGUGCUGUUCCAAGACAGCCGCGUCUCUACUAUCUUCGUCGGCAAGAAUGUGGUGGCAAUCGCCACCAAGGCUUCCACUUUCUUGGAGUACCGCAAACAGGUAAAGGAGUUUCCCCACCCACAAAACGCCAUGGCGUUGGAGCUACAGCAGAACUCCGUCAGCCACACGCAGACGCUGCCUAAUGCAACAAGUCUGCCACACGAACCUUCACCGGCACAGGACGUUAUAGACACAUGACCGCCAGCACCGGAUUUUGCCCCAAUAGAUACAGACUGAAUGCUUCAGAAGAAAGAGAGAGAAGGAUAAAAUGCUGGUCCUCUGCAGAUCAACUGCAGUGAAUCAACAAUGGAGAUUUUUAGCAUCACCUGCCUGUCAGAAGAUUCUGUAAACCUUCACUUGACUCUAAGUGCAGUGUGCAGACUAAAUCAAAAAUCUUUUUGUUUUUAAUUGUGCUGUCGUGUUUUUAAUUGUCUAACAUAUUUUAAAAGUAUAAACUUUACUAAGAUGAUAUCUGCAGACUGUGCAGCCCCAUGGCAUUGUGUUCUGUGAAAUGAACAGUUGGUUUCCUUUCAGUGAGUAGGUUGUAAUUUUUUUUUUCUUUUUAUGUCACUUUUUUGAUGGUGCAUCAGUGGCAUUUCCUUUAGAUUCUAGCAGGAAAUGACAAAGCACUGAGUACGAAGCAGAGAUGGAGAAAAGGAGCAGAGUGACAAAAAAAAUGAGCUGUGAUGCUCUCUCUGCAGCCUGCCGGAGCAAGGUCGGUGGCUUUCUGCAUUUUAUUCUGCAGAAAACAAACCUGAGCUUUGUAAAGGCUACCAUUGUGGUGCUUUAGUCACAGGUCUGAUAAAAGCAGCUGCAUACAACAACAUAGCACCAAAUCCAUUUAACAGAGCAGGAGUUUUGGGUUGUGUUGGAGUCCAUGCAGUUAUGCAAGUCUAUUUGAAAUGCACUGGAAGUGUAAGUUGUUAGGGAGCUAAGCAGAAGGUGGUUGAUGGGCGUUAUCUUCUGCAAAACAAAUGAGAUAUGUUGAUUUUAAAACAAGAACAAACUGAGAGAGUUUAAGAUUGUUUUUGUUUGUUUUGUUGUUUUAUUCUGUACUGUACAUUCCUCCAAAAAUGUAUUUCCAGUCCUGAAGGCUGAGUAAGUCGUACUCAGAGAAAGAAGAGAAAAAAUUAAUUUAAACAAUAUAAAUUAAAAAACUGAAGAUGUUUUUUCAGUUUAUUAUUAUUAUCAUUAUUAUCAUAUGUACAUUCUUUACUUG
Cyprinodon variegatus (sheepshead minnow) is the source of this 3218-nucleotide messenger RNA. It is a transcript of the gene tmem121ab, whose product is annotated as transmembrane protein 121. The record is from RefSeq and is a predicted model, not a curated record. The transcript is spliced from 3 exons. NCBI's taxonomy places the organism in Eukaryota, Metazoa, Chordata, Actinopteri, Cyprinodontiformes, Cyprinodontidae. The coding region runs from base 1253 to 2197 and encodes 314 amino acids.